Ascoidea rubescens DSM 1968 is the source of this 1143-nucleotide messenger RNA. RefSeq lists its product as uncharacterized. Lineage: Eukaryota; Fungi; Ascomycota; Saccharomycetes; Ascoideales; Ascoideaceae. Bases 1 to 1143 code for a protein of 380 amino acids. The record is from RefSeq and is a predicted model, not a curated record. The transcript has a single exon.
AUGAAUACCAGUAAUUAUAGCAAUGUGAACGAUAUUUUAAAACUCGUUAACAAUUUUAAUUCUUCAGAUAAUUCAAAUCAAAAUCAAAAUGGUUAUAUUAAUGAUCAAUCGAUAAAUUUAAAUUCUAAUAGUAUAAAUACUUCUAAUUUAUUGCAAAAUGCUCCAUUCACUCCAAGACCUAGGUUGAUGUUAACUAAUCAUGCAAACAAUUCAUCAGGCAAUUCUCCUAAUAAUAGAGAUAUUAGCUCAUCCUAUUCUCCGUUUUCUAAUUUAAAUCAUUUAGACAGAUAUCUGGGGUCAAGGAACUCCAAUAACUUAUCCCGUAAUGUUAUUGAAGCAAUCAAUGAUAACCCUUAUAAGCCAAGUAAUUAUAAUACUCCUAUCAAUAGUAUUUCAAACAUAUCCGAAGUUUCAGUUGCUGAUAAUCAUGAAAAUAUCACCAAAAAUAAUAGCAAUCAGAAAAUUAGUUAUUUGGGAACCGGUACAAAUAAUUCAGAUAAUGAACAUAUGUCUACGAUUGAAAAUGAAAUUUAUAAUGAAAUCCAUGAAAUCCAUGAUUUAAAUGAGACUAAUAGAAAACUCUCAAAGGAUAAACACAAUGACAAAGAACCAAGUUCUAAUUCAAGCUCUACAUCUUUUUUAAAUGGAAAAAAUAUAAGCUCAAAAUCUAGCUCCAAAACCAGUAAUCUUGCAGCUUAUUCCGAUGAUUCUGGGUCUCUAAAUCAUACACCAGCACCUGGAGAAAACAAUAUGGAUUCUCACUUAGACUUUAUAAACAAUUUAGAAGCUCCUCACGACCCAGAAAUGGUCAACGCUUUUCACAACAAUAAUUUAUUGAUGGAUAAAAUUCAAAAUAACAUUGCUGAACAGGAUGAUUCUAUUCAGAAUAUACAAACUUUAUUAGAAAGAUAUAUUCCACAACACACCAUUGAACCAUUUGAUGAACCUCAUAACGAAAAUGCAAUGCCUAGUCAUAGUGACGAAAAUGAUUUUAAUGUAGACCAAUUCAUUAUUCCUCCUUCCUCUGAUUCCAAUGAUGUUUUGUUAAAUACAGCAAAUGCAGCAGAAGAUCACUCAAAAAGAGUUUCUGACUUCAUUGAGCCUACUGAAACCUUACCGAAUAAGAAAAGAAAAAGCAGUUAA